AUGAAGAGGGAGAACAUGAGCAAUGUGUCCGAGUCACUCCUGGGGCUCCCCAUCUGGCCAGAACAGCAAUGCCUGUUCUUUGCCCUGUUCCUGGGCAUGUACCUGACCAUGGUGCUGGGGAAUCUGCUCAUCAUCCUGCUCAUCAGGCUGGACUCUCGCCUUCACACCCCCAUAUAUUUCUUCCUCAGCCACUUGGCCUUCACUGAUGUUUCCUUUUCAUCUCUCUCCAUCCCUAAGAUGCUGAUAAACAUGCAUGCUCAGGAUCAAUCCAUCCCCUAUGCAGGGUGUGUAACACAGAUAUAUUUUUUCAUAAUUUUUGUUUGUCUUGACAAUUUCCUUCUUGCUGUGAUGGCAUAUGACAGGUAUGUGGCCACUUGUCAGCCACUCCACUACACUUCUGUUGUGAGGGAGGAGAUGUGUGUCUUACUUUGGCCUGUAUCUUGGUCCUUAAGCUGUCUUUUUUCCAUUGGACAUUCUUUCCUGCUUUGUCGAAGAUUAAACAGCAUGAGGAGGGAGAACCAGAGCAGCGUGUCCGAGUUCCUCCUCCUGGGGUUCCUCAUCCAGCCAGAGCAGCAGGGAGUGUUCUUCACCCUGUUCCUGGGCAUGUACCUGACUACAGUGCUGGGGAACCUGCUCAUCAUCCUGCUCAUCAGGCUGGACUCCCGCCUCCACACCCCUAUGUACUUCUUCCUCAGCCAGUUGGCCCUCUCUGAUAUUUCCCUUUCAUCUAUUAUAGUUCCAAAGAUGCUCAUGAACAUGCAGACUCAGCAACAAUCCAUUCACUAUGUGGGGUGCAUUUCUCAGAUGUAUUUUUUCAUACUUUUUGGUUGUCUUGACAACUUCCUUCUUGCAGUGAUGGCAUACGACAGAUAUGUGGCCAUCUGUCAGCCACUCCACUACACCACUGUCAUGAGGCAGGAACUGUGUAUCUCAUUACUAGCUGGAUCCUGGUUCUUCUCUUGCAUUCAUGCCCUGCUGCACACCCUGCUCUUGGUCCAACUAUCAUUUUGCGCUGAUAAUACCAUCCCCCACUUCUUCUGCGACAUCACUGUGCUCCUGAAGAUGAGCUGCUCAGAUAUCUCUCUCAAUGAGCUGGUCAUCUUUACUGAAGGAGGAGUGCUUUUCAUCCUGCCCUUGAGUAGUAUCUUGGGCUCAUAUGUCCACAUAGGGACAACUGUCCUGAGGAUCCCCUCUACCAAGGGACUCUUUAAAGCCUUUUCUACCUGUGGCUCCCAUCUUUUUGUGGUGUCUUUAUAUUAUGGGACACUUGCAGGUGUUAACUUUUUCUCCACAUCAUGGGACUUCAGUGACAAAGAUAUAAUUGCUUCAGUCAUGUAUACAGUAGUUACCCCUAUGCUGAACCCCUUUAUCUAUAGCCUGAGGAACAAAGAUAUAAAACAGGCCCUAGAAAUCUUUGUCAAGAGGGCUAACUUUUAA
This is a messenger RNA of Mustela erminea (ermine), 1437 nucleotides long. RefSeq names its product olfactory receptor 1J4-like. Gene Ontology annotation, biological process: G protein-coupled receptor signaling pathway. The transcript is spliced from 4 exons. Lineage: Eukaryota; Metazoa; Chordata; Mammalia; Carnivora; Mustelidae. The record is from RefSeq and is a predicted model, not a curated record. Gene Ontology annotation, cellular component: membrane. Bases 1 to 1437 code for a protein of 478 amino acids. Gene Ontology annotation, molecular function: G protein-coupled receptor activity; olfactory receptor activity.